Messenger RNA from Capronia epimyces CBS 606.96, 1254 nucleotides. RefSeq lists its product as uncharacterized. The transcript has 3 exons. The record is from RefSeq and is a predicted model, not a curated record. Gene Ontology annotation, molecular function: hydrolase activity. NCBI's taxonomy places the organism in Eukaryota, Fungi, Ascomycota, Eurotiomycetes, Chaetothyriales, Herpotrichiellaceae. Bases 1 to 1254 code for a protein of 417 amino acids.
AUGAUUCUAGGCCCUGUCCAGGGGGUCGACUGCGUUGUAUAUGUUUUCUUUCUGAUCCCACAGCUACUCUGGCAGAUAGAUUUUUCAUUGCUCUUGCUCGUGCUGAUCAAGGUAAUACCCUUCUUAGUGUUCCGACUCCCCCAUCAGUUGCUGAAGGAGCGAUAUUUUACCAGGAAGCAAAGCCAAUCCCCUUUCACUCGAAAUGCCAGCAUCUUCCAGGAUGUAGUGGUCCGUUGUGUCCGGUAUGCAUUUGCCAACAUCCCCGCCAGGGUGGGAAGAGUGUUUUUCUGCAAAUGGGUCUCGUAUCCAUUCUUCCGUUUCCGCCUCUUGAGACAUGGGUAUCUGCGCUGCCCGAUGUACUAUAAAGAAAUUAUCCAACCUGGUUUUCGAGGUCUUUGGAUUGUCGACAACCCCGAUACCGAGCCUGAUAUCAUCAUUUACUAUUGCCACGGAGGUGGGUUUUCCAUGGGCUCGUCGCAUUUUUACAUGGAGUUCCUCAUGACUUGGGUAACGCGGCUGAAAGAGAGUGGGUUUCAGAAUCCAGCUGUCUUUGCUCUGGAGUAUACGCUCGUCCCCGAUGCGCAGUGGCCGACACAACUCAAUGAGACGCGUGCUGGCUAUACUUUCCUACAUGAAACGUUUGGCAACGGAUCGGCCGCAAAGAUCUGUGUCAGUGGAGAUUCUGCUGGAGCGACCCUGAUCCUGAGUAUGUUGCUCCAACCCGGAACUGUCGAACAGAAUCAGCGGGCUCAACGAUGGCAUCGACCUGGAUUGGCUAUAUUGCUUUCGCCGUGGACACAUCUUGUUUCAGACUUGAAUCAGAACACACCCAGCGAUUAUUUAAACAAAGACAGCCUGGAGCUCUAUGCAAAGCAAUAUGCCGGCGAUGCAGCGUUGACCGAUGGCGUGGUCUCGCCUGGCAUGAGUACAACUCGCUGGAAACAAGUCUCACCGCCGAACGGCUAUCGCAUUGUCUAUGGUGCUGAAGAAGUAUUUAGCCCAGGAAUUCAAGAGACGAUUCAGCGUAUGGAAAACAACGGGGCCAUGGUCAAGGCUCAUCGACGAGAAACAGGCAUUCAUGCGUGGCCGGUAGUCAAUUUGUUCUUGGGAAACACUCGCGAAGACCGAUUGCAGGGGUUGGAUAUCAUGACCGAGUUCAUCAUGUCGUCUAGUCUGGCAUCGAGUGUGUCGGCGGACACAAGAACCAGAUCUUGCCUUGCAACUCCACUUCAUGUGCGCAUGCCAUCAGAUUAG